GGAACCGGCAACGGUUAUGGUGGUUUGAACAUCUUGUAUAUUUGGACUGUCGCCUCGAUGGCAGCCACGUGGGCAUUUCCUCUAUUGCAGCAAAAAUCCCGCGAUUGUGAAAUGAUACAAAAUUACGUGGCAUUCGCUCUCGCAUCUUUGCGCCUUUGCCUAUACAAAUUGCGUGUUGAUCUUGACAGAAACUGUGAAAAGUGGUUCUCUUUGCUUCUCUUCCUGUGGGAUUUCUGAGUCGAAGCAAAGUACGGCAAUGGCGUAUAAGAUUUGGCCUCAGUCACGUUCUUAGAUAUUCGAUCGUUUUCGCUUCUCGCAUAAGAUCACUUGUUUGUUUCCCGUGGAGUUUUCGACCAGUUUAUAGAUAUUGAAGGUGUUCCGUAUUGAGUUUUCGUCGACUUGAGGAUUCUAACAGGAAUUCCCUGUUGAAUUUGAAUUUCGACGACGAGGUGCAGAUUUUUACAGCUCACAGAUAUAACCUGGAUGUCUUAUGUCUUUCUUCUUGGUAAUGAGAUACAUGAAGCUAGCAGAUAUAGCGGCUGGAGAUGGAACUUUCUGCUCUUUUGACUUCUGCUGGAAUUAAUACAGCCAUAUGUACGAUACUUUUGUCACUAUAUUCCAUAUUGAGAAAACAACCAAGCAAUGUAAGUGUGUACUUUGGGCGGAGGCUUGCUUCUGGUCGUUAUAGACAGAAAGAUCCUUUUAGCUUGGAGAGAUUUGUGCCUUCUCCUAGUUGGAUUCUGAAAGCUUGGGAAACGACUGAGGAAGAAUUACUGACUAUUGGUGGCUUGGAUGCCGUGGCUUUUCUCAGGAUAAUUGUUUUUAGUAUUCGGAUUUUUUCCAUUUCUGCAGUUGUUUGUUGUUUUAUAGUGCUUCCUGUGAAUUAUUAUGGGAAAAUGAUUCAUCACCAGCAUAUCCCUAGAGAAUCUCUGGAAGCAUUUACCAUCUUAAAUGUCCCAGAAGGCUCAAAAUGGCUUUGGUGUCACUGCCUCGCAUUAUAUAUCAUAACCUGUGCAGCUUGUAUUCUCCUUUACUUGGAAUAUAAGAGCAUCGCUAAAAUGAGACUAGAUCAUAUUGAUGGAUCUCCACCAAAGCCAAGUCAUUUUACAGUUCUUGUUCGUGCUAUUCCCUGGAACCCUGAUGAAUCAUACAGUGAUUCAGUAGAAAAGUUCUUUACAGAUUAUCAUGCAUCAGGAUACUUGUCACACCAAAUGGUGCAGCGAUCUGGUACAGUUCAGAAACUGAUGAGUGAUGCAGAGAAAAUGUGCAGGAUUUUUAAGGCUGCUACUGGGGAACAUAGUUGUAGACAAGGUUUAAUGCGAUGUGGUUUUUGUGGAGGACCACCAAAUUCUUUUAAGAUCCUAUCUUCUGAGCCGGACAGUGUUAGAGGGAAAAGCUUGGGUGACUUGGAUUUGGCUAGAAGAAAGGAAUGUGCUGCUGCUUUUGUCUUUUUUAAGACUCGCUAUGCUGCUGUUGUUGCUUCUCAGGUUCUUCAGUCGUCAAAUCCCAUGUCAUGGGUGACAGACAUGGCUCCAGAUCCACAUGAUGUUUAUUGGUCCAACCUUUGGAUACCAUAUGGUCAACUGUGGAUCCGCAAGAUAGCAACGCUUAUGGCUGCAAUUGCUUUCAUGCUAGUGUUUCUUAUUCCUGUCACUGUUGUACAAGGCCUGACUCAACUCGAGCAGCUUCAGCAAACAUUUCCUUUCCUUAGAGGAAUUUUGAAGAAGAAAUAUUUUAGCCAGUUGGUAACAGGUUACCUACCAAGUGUGAUUUUGAUUUUAGCAUUUUAUGCGGUUCCACCAACCAUGAUGCUAUUUUCAGCAGCGGAGGGGUGCAUCUCCCGCAGUGGGAGGAAAAAGAGUGCAUGCUGCAAAGUCUUGUACUUCACAAUCUGGAAUGUCUUUUUUGUUAAUGUCUUUACAGGGUCUGUUAUCCGACAAUUGCGUGUAUUUUCUAGUGUGAAAGACAUACCUGCCCAACUUGCCAAUGCAAUUCCAUUACAGACUAGCUUCUUCAUGACCUAUGUUUUAUCAUCUGGUUGGGCAAGCUUGUCAUGCGAAGUAAUGCAACUAUUUCCUCUUCUUUGCAAUGUGAUUAAAAAGUGGAUACUUAGAAUCAAGGAUGAUUCACCUGAGGGCACAAUGUCUUUUCCUUACCAUACUGAAAUGCCAAGAGUCCUACUGUUUGGAUUCCUUGGCUUCACCUGUUCCAUCUUGGUGCCCCUAAUGUUGCCCUUCUUGCUGGUUUACUUUGUACUUGCUUACUUUGUAUAUCGAAACCAGAUACUCAAUGUUUAUGUUUCAAAAUAUGAAAGUGGAGGACAGUUUUGGCCCAUUGUCCACAAUACAACAAUCUUCUCAUUGGUUUUCAUGCAAGUAAUUGCUCUUGGGGUUUUUGGACUAAGAAAAUCGCCAGUGGCUUCAGGCUUCACCAUUCCACUGUUUAUUGGUACUCUUCUAUUUUAUGAGUAUUGCCGGCAGCGAUUUCUCCCAAUAUUUAGGAACCAUGCUGCAGAGAUUCUUAUUAAGAUGGAUCGACGAGAUGAGCAGUCAGGGAAGAUGGAAGAGAUUUAUCAACAGUUGCGUUCAGCUUAUACCCAUACAGAAACUUGUAAUGACUCACGUAGAUCCGAAAUAUCUAAUCAUCACGAGAAAGCAGACAGCAUUCCAGAUCCAGAACAUGUGAAGCCAGGUUUGAUUCAUCCAACGCUUGGGAGAGUUCCUGUAUCUGGAAUAAGAGAUGUAAUUGCCUGGUUGUCUUUGCUUUUCACUUUUCAGGGAAAAAACUUGGCCAAAUAAUUGGAAUUGGAUCAUGGGCUGUCCAUCACAGUUUAGAAUAGCAGAAUUUUACAAGAAGUAAAUUGAGCAUCUCUUAUUUGUACAUACUCAACAUGUUAAUGUGCAAAUUCUCAUACGCCCGCCAUCAUGCCGAUGGCACUUGAAGAAGGACUGGAGAAAAUGUACAGGUAGGUAGUAGGACAAAUUAGCAGAAAAAUGCAGUGUUGCUUAGGCAUACGGAUGAGGAACUCUUUCCUAUUCAAAAAUUCCCAGAUUUUUUUUUUUUUUUUUUUUUUUUUUAAACCGUGUGAAGGCAGAACUGGUAGCAGAAAUUUUGUACGAUACAGACAAAAAACAUUGAUAUUUCAUGUAGUGAGCGCGAUGAAUGAUGUUAUUAAAACCAU
Ziziphus jujuba (common jujube) is the source of this 3181-nucleotide messenger RNA. Its product is annotated as CSC1-like protein RXW8. The transcript has 12 exons. Gene Ontology annotation, cellular component: plasma membrane. Bases 546 to 2798 code for a protein of 750 amino acids. Gene Ontology annotation, molecular function: calcium-activated cation channel activity. NCBI's taxonomy places the organism in Eukaryota, Viridiplantae, Streptophyta, Magnoliopsida, Rosales, Rhamnaceae. The record is from RefSeq and is a predicted model, not a curated record.